Mucor mucedo is the source of this 1529-nucleotide messenger RNA. RefSeq lists its product as uncharacterized. Gene Ontology annotation, biological process: proteolysis. The transcript is spliced from 7 exons. Lineage: Eukaryota; Fungi; Mucoromycota; Mucoromycetes; Mucorales; Mucoraceae. Gene Ontology annotation, molecular function: metallodipeptidase activity. The record is from RefSeq and is a predicted model, not a curated record. The coding region runs from base 13 to 1431 and encodes 472 amino acids.
AAAUUAAAUAAAAUGGACCAAUUUUUAGAAUACGUUGAAAAGCAUCAAAACGACUUUGUCGAAAGACUUCGCAAGGCAGUUGCUAUUCCCAGUGUCAGUGGUGACCCUGCUCAUCGUCCUGAUGUCUUUAAAAUGGCUGAUUGGUUGAUUGCUGAGCUCAAGUCUCUUGAUGCUUCUGUCGAAACUCGUGAUCUUGGUAAGCAAAACUGGCACGGAACUGAGUUAGAUUUGCCUCCUAUUGUUCUUGCUACUAUUGGUACUGACCCCAAGAAGAAGACCAUUCUUGUCUAUGGUCAUUAUGAUGUUCAACCUGCUCUCCUCGAAGAUGGUUGGAACACUGAUCCUUUCACUUUGGUUGAGGAUGAAAAUAACCGUUUAAUUGGCCGUGGUUCUACCGAUGAUAAGGGACCUGUUCUUGGUUGGAUCAAUGUUGUUGAAGCUCACAAGGCCCUUGGCCUUGAAUUGCCUGUUAAUCUCAAAUUCUGCCUCGAAGGUAUGGAAGAAUCCGGUUCCGAAGGUUUGGAUGACCUUAUCUUUGCUGAAGCCGACAAAUACUUUAAGGAUGUUGAUGCUGUCUGUAUCUCUGAUAACUACUGGCUCGGUACCUCUAAGCCUUGUUUGACCUACGGUCUUCGUGGUGUCUCUUAUUUCCAUAUGAAGGUUAAGGGUCCCGCUGCUGAUCUCCACUCUGGUGUCUUUGGUGGUACUAUCCAUGAGCCUAUGACUGAUCUUUUCAGUGUCAUGAGCAAGCUCGUUGAUGUCAAUGGCCAAAUCCUUGUUCCUGGUAUCUACGAAAGAGUUCGUGCUAUUUCUGAUGAGGAAGAAAAGACUUAUGAUAACUUGGCUUUUAACAUGGAGGAACUUCACUCUGCUGUUGGCAACAAAAUCAAUAUCCAUGAUAGCAUCCGUAAAACUCUUCAAUGUCGUUGGAGAAACCCUUCUUUAUCUAUCCAUGGUGUUGAAGGUGGAUUCUACAGUCCUGGUGAUAAAACCGUCAUUCCUUCUUGUGUGACCGGUAAGUUCUCCAUCCGUACUGUUCCUGAUAUGGACCCCAAGGAGGUUUCUGCUUUGGUUGUAAAGUUUUGUGAGGAAGAAUUCGCCAAGCUUGGUUCCAAAAACAAGUUGGAUGUUCACUGUACUCACGAUGGUAACUACUGGUUGUCUAGUCCUGAUCAUCCCAACUAUGUUGCCGCCGCAAAGGCAGUCGAGACUGUAUACAAGAUUAAGCCUGACUUGACUCGUGAAGGUGGUUCUAUUCCUGUAACCUUGUCUUUCCAAGAUGCCUUAAAGAAGAAUGUCUUAUUAUUACCAAUGGGUCGUGGUGAUGAUGGUGCUCAUUCUAUCAAUGAGAAAUUGGAUCGCUCUAACUAUAUCAACGGUACUCAAUUAUUAGGUGCUUACUUAUAUGAAGUUUCUCAAAUCACUUUAUAAGCUGUGAACGCGAACAGUUAAAUAUUAGUAACAAAAUAAUAAAAAAAGAUUCUAUGCAAAAGGUCGAUUUUUGCAUAAAAUAAUGUUUUAUGUGUGUG